Molecule: messenger RNA, 1470 nt
Organism: Caenorhabditis remanei
Lineage: Eukaryota; Metazoa; Nematoda; Chromadorea; Rhabditida; Rhabditidae
Exons: 11
Coding region: 1-1470 (489 amino acids)
Biological process (GO): regulation of DNA-templated transcription
Molecular function (GO): zinc ion binding; sequence-specific DNA binding; DNA-binding transcription factor activity
Source: RefSeq, a predicted model, not a curated record
AUGGUCCGUGGGAAAUGCACAGUGUGUGAUUCACCAAAUGCUACUAAUUAUCAUUUCGGAGCACAAUCUUGUAAGGCCUGCGCUGCAUUCUUCCGUCGCAGUAUAGCCAUGGGACAGACAUACGAUUGCCUGGGCGAUGGUAUCAAAUCGUGUCGCAUUGAUCAUACCCUCCGUCUCAACUGCCGACACUGUCGUCUCAAGAAAUGCUUACGUGCCGGGAUGGUUAAGGAUCUAGUCCAAGCCAAGCGAGAAGUGAAACCAACAAUUCCUCUGUCCAAGUCCAAUUCUAGAAAUUCUUCACAGUCUGAGGAUUUUUGUCAGCCACAGCAGACUCUCCAGCAGGUUCCUAUAGAACCCUUAGUGGACGGAUCCAUCUGCCCUCCACCCUACGACCAAUACCCCACCACAUCCACUUCCGAUGUCAUGUUCUACUCUGAAAAUGAAUGGGACUUCUGCCCGCCUCCGACACCGAAAUCCAGAAAAAUGACAGAAGAGUCGUCUGAAAAUCUGAUGGGAAUGGAUGAGCUUCAACAAUUCAUUCAGAUUCCAGCUGAAUCCGAUGAUUUUCAGUUUUUGACGGAUUCCGCAGAGGUUCGAUCAAGGAUGACUUCAUUUUCAGAGUCUUCUGCCGCCUACCUGUCUGCCCUAGAAGAAGAGGACCGAUUAUUCGGACUGGCUGCUCUCUACACUGACCAAGUAAUAAAUCUAAACAUGCGACGGCGGAUAACCUACACAGACAAGCUGCUCGGAUCAGUUUUCGAUGGUCCUUGUGUUUGUCCUUAUGACAUAUCCGACUUGAAACUAUUCGACCAUCGCACCUAUCGUCAAAAGAAUCGAAAUGAUUACACCAUGAUAUUGGAUUAUAUCAAUAGGUUCCCUGAAUUUCAAACAUUAAACAAAUCUGAAAAAACAGUUCUUUUCCGAACCGCCGCUGCAGUUGACGUGCUGGUAGAUCAAGCGUAUUACAGUCAAGUAAUUUUCCCAACAAAAGACGUGUUGGUCACUGCCAAUGGGGAGUACCUAUCAAUGGAUCCACUGCCACAAAUUGAGAAUAAGAGGGAUUCUGGAAAUUUCCAGUCAGAUGAGGACUAUGAUAAGUACAAAGUAUUGACAUCGAUGAAGCUGAGACAGUGGAUGCAUGUCUGUAAGCCGUUUAAGGAUCUCAAUAUGUCGUUGACUGAGUUUGCACUGUUCAAGGCGUUGACUAUUUGGCAUUAUAACUACUACAAACUGCAAGAAACGGGUCGCCAAGUGUGCUCCCGUCAACGUGACGACAUUUUCCGCACACUCUUGCUCAUCUGUGACGAUGAAGGCCAUCCGGACGCCCUUCUCCGUGCUUCUGAUAUAGUACUGGCAGUGGGCGUGGCCAUGGCGGAGGUCCAUGAAAUGGUGACGUCAUAUAUUGAGAUUACGGUGUAUGAUGUGUUGGAUGACCCCAUUUUAAAGGAUAUGUUGAAGUUUCAGUAUUGA